Messenger RNA from Dimorphilus gyrociliatus, 1178 nucleotides. The record is from the annotation of a GenBank genome assembly. Lineage: Eukaryota; Metazoa; Annelida; Polychaeta; Dinophilidae.
AGUUAUUCUCACUAGUUUAGCCAUUGAGCUUGAAUCGUUCAUUAUCUUUUAAAUCGUUUUUAACAUAAAAAAUAAGGUUGGUUAAUUAGAGCAGAAUGAAUGCCUUAAUAAAUUAACUUAUGUUAUAAAAUAAACUUUUUAAUUUAUUAUUAAAGUAGUCGUAUUGUUAAUUUAUGCAUAUAUAUUAAAAUUUAACAAGUUUUAUAUACUAUAUAUUUGAAAUAGGAGACUUUUUAAGAAAAAUAUUUUUUCUUAGUUAGGCCUAAAUAAUUGAAAAAAUAGGUCGCGCAUAACUCUUUACGAUUAUAAUUAGCCACGUCAUGGUUACGUUCUACGUAUUGGUCUUGGCUGCAACAAUUGCAACUGCAACACUAGGAAAUGAAGUAAUAAACCCAGUAAUUCCAGUUCCGAGGAGAAGACCUGGAGUAAUUCUUUCGGAAAAUACUCUGGCUAAAAAGGUAUUAGUUGAUUUUGAAGUGUUUUUGGAGUUGAAUUGUCCUGAUAGUAAAGUCACAUGGCCUGUAUUGAAGAGAGUUGCUCAAGAUUUUGCCCCGAAGGGGGUUAGAUUAACAGUUAAUCAAUUUGCUCUACCAUACCAUCAAUAUGGCUAUCUAUCAACUCUUGCCUACUAUUUUAUAAACAAUAACAAUGCCUCAUUAACUGUACCGUACGCUGAUGCCAUCUUCGAAAAUAUAAGGGAGUUUGGACUGCGUAGCUGGACUAAAACCCCAAUAGAAAUGACUAAACGUUUGUCAGAAAUUGCUGUUUCAGUUGGCUACGAACAAGGAUUUAACACAACAGACAUAUUGGCUUUCAGCGGUCCAGUAAGAACUACUUGGAAAUAUGCUACAAGACGUCUGUAUACAAUAAAACGCAUAAUAGAUUAUUGAAUAGCUAAUCAUUUGUUAUUCUUUGUUUAGGUGGCGUUUCUGGCACCCCAUGGUAUUUUAUUAAUAACGUUGAUCUCGGCAUAUCUUCGAGUGGAACUCUUUCCUACGAGACUUGGGCAGAUUAUUUGAAUGGCUUAUUAAUGGGGAAAAAAAUUUAGAAUAUAGCCAUUUAUUUUACUAUAAUUCCUUAAAAUGUUCUAUCUCUGUUAAAGUUCAUUUAAUAAAAAGAUUUUAUUAAAAAACUAUGCUAUUUAAACUUUGGUUUUAUUUCAUAAAAUAAAUCUAUGA